Panicum hallii is the source of this 1043-nucleotide messenger RNA. Its product is annotated as universal stress protein YxiE-like. The transcript is spliced from 4 exons. The record is from RefSeq and is a predicted model, not a curated record. NCBI's taxonomy places the organism in Eukaryota, Viridiplantae, Streptophyta, Magnoliopsida, Poales, Poaceae. The coding region runs from base 301 to 822 and encodes 173 amino acids.
AUUGAUUAGAUAUUUUACAAUUUAAACAGCUGAUUCAAGCUUGCCUAGGUGCUCGACCACUUCGGCCCUGCAUGGCAGCCACGCGCGCACAUGGCCCGCUCCGUUCUCAUCCUGACACCCUGCCUGCCACGCACGGCUCCGUCCAUCGCGCCAGCCAGCCCAGGCCAGGCGCCCACCGCUCGCACAGGUAUAUAUCACCAUGGCGACGGCGACGCCGCUCGGCAAGCUCACGAGCCAGCCGAGCAAAAGCCAUCGGGGUGAAAGAGAGAGACAGAGAGGAGGAGCAGGACAGCAGGAGCGAUGAAGGUGCUGAUGGCGGUGGACGACAGCGACUUCAGCUGGCACGCGCUGGCCUGGGUGCUCGACCACCUCUUCUUCCCGUCCCCGGCCGCCGACCAGCCGGCGGCGGCGGAGCAUCGUCCCGAGCUGGUGCUCGUCCACGCCCUGGAGCCGCUCCGGCACGUCAUGUACCCCGUCGGGCCAGGGUCGGCGGUGUACGGCGCGCCGUCGAUGAUGGAAUCGGUGCGGGCGGCGCAGGCGGAGAACGCUCGCAGCCUGCUCGACAGGGCCAACCGGAUCUGCCACCAGCGAGGGGUGAGCGCGGAGGCGGUGGUGGUGGAAGGGGAGCCAAGGGAGGCGCUGUGCCGCGCCGCCGCCGACAUGGGCGCCGGCCUGCUCGUCGUCGGCAGCCGCGGCCUCGGCGCCAUCAAGAGGGCGUUCCUGGGGAGCGUGAGCGACUACUGCGCGCACCACGUGAGCUGCCCGAUCAUGGUCGUCAAGCCACCUCGCGACGACGACAGCGCCCGCCGGACGGCGAGCUGAUCGCCGGCCGGAGCAAAGAAAAUCUUGAUCGCCCACCAGACGACGACGCCCUGUGUUGCUCUUCUUUCAUGUCGACGGAUGCAGAGAUUCUCCAUGCUUAGGGUGUCAAGUGUGAACGAUGCCGCGCACACCUUGAUCCUUGAUAUGUUGGGAACCAUCUUUGGUUCGACGAUGUAAAAAAUCAUGCGCUUGGGUAAGAAAUAAAUCUGUGUAAAUAGUAA